Molecule: messenger RNA, 514 nt
Organism: Lepus europaeus (European hare)
Lineage: Eukaryota; Metazoa; Chordata; Mammalia; Lagomorpha; Leporidae
Product: low affinity immunoglobulin gamma Fc region receptor III-B-like
Exons: 4
Coding region: 14-514 (166 amino acids)
Biological process (GO): cell surface receptor signaling pathway; regulation of immune response
Molecular function (GO): transmembrane signaling receptor activity
Source: RefSeq, a predicted model, not a curated record
ACAGUGCGCCAGCAUGGGGCAGCUGCUGCCCCCAGUGGCUCUGCUGCUUCUAGUCUCAGCUUCCUCGCGGGCUGCGGAUGUCCCCAAGGCGGUGGUGAUCCUGGACCCUCCGUGGGCCAGCGUGCUCAAGGACGACCAUGUGACUCUCAAGUGCCAGGGGCCCCACCCUGCUGGGGACAACACCACACAGUGGCUGCACAAUGGGAGCCUCCUCUCCAGCCAGGCCCCCGCCUACACCAUCACAGCUGCCAGGGCUGAAGACGGGGGCGAGUACAGGUGCCAGACGGGCCUGUCCUCGCUCAGCGACCCAGUGCAGCUUCGUGUCCAUCUCGGGCUUGGUGCGCUGGCUGAGCGGGCGCGGACGAGCCGGGGAGCGAGCCUGCGGGUGCGGUCCGUCGCCUGGCCGGACCCCUGGUGCACGAGGGCUUGGACGAGCCAGCUGAGGGCCGACGCGGACACGGAUGCGCGCGCCGCCGGGGCCACGCUGGAUCCGGAGGCAGGGGCCCGGGAGUAA